This is a messenger RNA of Caenorhabditis elegans, 333 nucleotides long. RefSeq names its product CHCH domain-containing protein (gene C03B1.17). NCBI's taxonomy places the organism in Eukaryota, Metazoa, Nematoda, Chromadorea, Rhabditida, Rhabditidae. The transcript has 2 exons. The record is from RefSeq and is marked reviewed. The coding region runs from base 1 to 333 and encodes 110 amino acids.
AUGCUUCCGGCCGCGAAUGCUAGCAACAGCCUUCCUCGUAAAAGUAUGAGAACCGUGAAGUCAUCCAGACGUCGCAGCCUUGCUCCAAAUGAAUGCUUUAAUACUGAAAAGGAGAAAGGAAACGAUCUUUUCUCGUCUCUUCAUCGAAAAAUUGUCAAAACUGUCAGGAGAUCUAUCGCUCCUGAACAACUUCGUUUGAGAACUGAUGAAGAGAGAAGAGACCACGAAGCCUGCGAUUUGGAAAACCAGAAAAAAUUAGACAUUUGCAAGGACCAGUACGAAGCUGAGCUUGUAAUGUGCAAAACCCAACACCAAAAUGAACUGGACGCGUGA